Aquila chrysaetos chrysaetos is the source of this 14428-nucleotide messenger RNA. It is a transcript of the gene OSBPL6, whose product is annotated as oxysterol binding protein like 6. The coding region runs from base 759 to 3632 and encodes 957 amino acids. The transcript has 25 exons. Gene Ontology annotation, molecular function: cholesterol binding. Lineage: Eukaryota; Metazoa; Chordata; Aves; Accipitriformes; Accipitridae. Gene Ontology annotation, cellular component: perinuclear endoplasmic reticulum; intracellular membrane-bounded organelle; cytosol. The record is from RefSeq and is a predicted model, not a curated record.
CCCGGGGCGAAGCCGGAGCAUCCGGACCGGGGGCCGGGGCCGGGGUUACGUAACUGCAUCCGCGCAGCGAGCUGCGCCGGCGGCGGCCCCAGCCCGGCGGCUGAAUUGUCGCUCCCCGAAGUCGCGUUUUUCCUCCCCUCCCAUGCAGAGCAAUUUCAAACGCCCCAACAAACUGCCCGGUCUGUGAGAAUGAAUCGUAGGUCGGAUAUUGCUAAGUUGAUGCACCCUCAGAACACCUUUUUGUCUUCCUCUGCUCGCUCUCUCAAGAAAAGGCAGGAACGGCCUGUAGUCCCAGUUUGCUAGCGACGCCGCAAAACCCUUGCAAGUACUUUGAAUAUGUACGGCUUCAUUAGAACGGUUGUUUGGAAAUUAUCUGCUUCCCAGAAGUGCUGAUGCUUAAAAUGACCAUCUGACGUGGGUUUUGCCAUUGGUCCGUCAUUUCAUUUUAUUUUAUAACUGCUUCAGUGUGCUGCAAGGCUACGUUGUUGAUGUUCUUCCCAAAACCUUCAGCAAUGCAGAUACUGUGGACUAAUAGUAACUGAAACAAAAGACCUUGCUGUACUUCUCGGAGUGAAUUAGGAAUCCAAGGUCGAGCAGCAAACUGCAGUGCAACUUGUGUUGGGUGCAGUUCAGCUGAGAUUGAAUUCCUCUUUGGCUGUCCAUAAACUGUGAAACAGAAGGAUGCAGAAGACUAUCCCUUGCCUUUUUGUACAUGAGUGACAAGAGCACAAGAUCAUUACUACAAGUUUGCUGCAAAGAUGAGUUCAGAGGAGAAGAGCAUAUCUCCAGCUCACAAAACAUCCACUCCAUCCCAUAGAAGUGCCUCCUCUUCAUCAUCGUCUCAGAGAGACAGGAGGCAGAGUGUUCAUAUUUUGGAGCGGAAGGCUUCUUCGGGAAGCACAGACCCUUCUUUAAGCAAGCAGUUCCUUGAAAGUGACCCUGUCUCUCUAUCCAAGGAACCUGACAGCUGGGAAAUCAUAGAGGGUCUGAAAAUAGGCCAGACCAAUGUCCAAAAGCCAGACAAACAUGAAGGUUUCAUGCUGAAAAAGAGAAAAUGGCCUUUAAAAGGUUGGCAUAAGAGGUUUUUUGUCCUGGAUAAUGGAAUGUUGAAAUAUUCAAAGUCACCAAUUGAUAUACAGAAAGGCAAAGUCCAUGGGAGCAUUGAUGUUGGUUUAUCAGUUAUGUCUAUAAAAAAGAAGGCUCGUAGAAUAGAUCUUGACACAGAAGAACACAUCUAUCAUCUGAAGGUGAAGUCCCAGGAUUCAUUUGAUGCAUGGGUUUCAAAAUUACGCCAUCACCGGUUGUACCGUCAGAAUGAGAUUGUGAGAUCUCCAAGAGAUGCUAGCUUUCAUAUAUUCCCUUCAGCCUCUACUACAGAAUCUUCACCAGCUGCUAAUGUGUCAGAUGGAAAGGUGCAACAAAAUAGCUUCCCCUGGCAGUCUCCUAUACCUUGCAGUAACAGCCUUCCUGCCACUUGCACUACUGGUCAGAGUAAAGUAGCAGCCUGGUUGCAGGACUCUGAAGAGAUGGACAGAUGUGCAGAAGAUCUUGCUCAUUGUCAGUCAAACCUUGUGGAACUCAGUAAACUUCUUCAAAAUUUAGAAAUACUACAGAGAACUCAGUCGGCACCAAAUUUCACAGACAUGCAGGCUAACUGUGUAGAUAUUUCAAAGAAAGACAAGCGGGUCACAAGACGAUGGAGAACAAAAAGUGUCAGCAAAGAUGCAAAAAUUCAACUUCAGGAAGGGCCGGCACCGAAGGGCCAGUUCAGCACAACACGACGCCGGCAGAGACUAGCAGCUGCAGUGGCUACAACAGUCCCUUUCAGUGCUACAAUGUCACCCGUUCGACUGCAUUCAUCUAAUCCCAACCUUUGCGCAGACAUUGAGUUUCAGACUCCCCCAAGCCAUGUUACGGACCCUCUGGAGUGCUCUACUGAGUACAUGAAGCUUCAAGAAGAAUUCUGCCUGAUGGCACAAAAAGUACAUUCUCUUUUGAAGUCUGCCUUUAACAGCAUAGCUAUAGAGAAGGAGAAGCUUAAGCAGAUUGUUUCAGAGCAGGAUCUUACAGGCCACAAUGCUCAAAUAGCACACCUCAGACAGUCCCUCUCACAGGCUCUCAACCAGAAUGCUGAACUAAGGAGUCGCUUGAACAGAAUACAUUCAGAAUCUGUUAUUUGUGAUCAGGUUGUCAGUGUAAAUAUUAUCCCUAGUCCUGAUGAGACGGGUGAACAAAUUCAUGUCAGUUUGCCACUGUCUCAGCAAGUUUCUAAUGAGAGCAGGCUCUCUAUGUCUGAAUCCGUUUCAGAGUUCUUUGAUGCACAGGAAGUGCUUCUAUCUGCCAGCUCGUCAGAAAACGAGGCUUCUGAUGAUGAAUCUUAUAUCAGUGAUGUGAGUGAUAAUAUAUCUGAGGACAACACCAGUGUUGCAGACAACAUUUCUCGGCAAAUUCUUAAUGGUGAGCUAACAGGAGGUGCAUUCAGGAAUGGACGGAGAACUUGUCUCCCAGCUCCCAGCCCUGACACCAGUAACAUCAAUCUGUGGAAUAUUUUGAGAAAUAACAUUGGCAAAGAUCUUUCCAAAGUAUCCAUGCCAGUUGAGCUAAAUGAACCUCUGAAUACCUUACAACAUCUUUGUGAAGAGCUGGAAUACAGUGAACUCUUGGACAAGGCUGCUGAAACAGAUGAUCCUUAUGAACGCAUGGUUCUCAUAGCUGCUUUUGCAGCAUCAGGCUAUGCCUCUACAUACUUUAGAGCAGGAAGCAAGCCAUUUAACCCAGUGCUUGGUGAAACUUACGAAUGUAUUAGAGAAGACAAAGGAUUUCGAUUUUUCUCAGAGCAGGUUAGCCACCAUCCUCCCAUUUCGGCCUGUCACUGUGAAUCGAAGAACUUUGUGUUUUGGCAAGAUAUCAGGUGGAAAAACAAAUUCUGGGGGAAAUCAAUGGAAAUUCUGCCAGUUGGAACCUUGAAUGUGACUCUUCCAAAGUAUGGAGACUACUAUGUCUGGAACAAAGUCACUACUUGCAUACAUAAUAUUCUUAGUGGAAGGAGGUGGAUAGAACACUAUGGAGAGAUAACUAUCAGAAACACAAAAAGCAGUGUUUGUAUUUGUAAACUCACAUUUGUCAAGGUGAACUACUGGAAUUCAAAUGUAAAUGAGGUGCAGGGAGUUGUGAUAGAUCAAGAAGGGAAGGUGGUUCAUCGCCUUUUUGGAAAGUGGCAUGAAGGCCUUUAUUGUGGGGUUGCACCUUCAGCCAAAUGCAUAUGGAGGCCAGGCUCCAUGCCAACCAAUUAUGAACGUUAUUAUGGCUUCACGAGGUUUGCUAUUGAGCUCAAUGAAUUAGAUCCUUUACUGAAAGAUCUUCUUCCUACAACAGAUGCACGAUUCAGGCCAGAUCAAAGGCUUCUGGAGGAAGGAAACGUAGAAGCGGCAGCAUCUGAGAAACAAAGAAUAGAGGAACUCCAGAGAGGUCGGAGGCGUUACAUGGAAGAAAACAGCAUUGAAUAUGUACCCAAAUUUUUUAAAAAAGUUAUCGACGCUAAUCAAAGGGAAGCCUGGGUUACCAAUGACACCUACUGGGAACUGCGAAAGGAUCCUGGCUUUAGUAAAGUAGAAAUUCCUGUACUCUGGUAAACUGAGAAUGUAGAUCUAGUAAACAUAUCACUCUGAAGAAAAAAAUAACUAUGCACAAUAUGUUUCUAAUAGCUAAGCGUGGUUUGUGGGUCUACGGAAAAACCUAUCAUUCACAUUUAUUUUCAUCUUUAUAAUGGACUUUUGAAAGUGCAUUAGACCAGGCCCCUGACCACUUGGAUCUUUUUAAUUUUGCAGCAGCCAUUAAAAAAAAAAAAAAAAAAAAAAAAAAAAAAAAACAGAAACCUUUUAAAGUUUCAUACGCUGAAAAUCCGGAACAAAAGAAGCAGAUGAGUUAUCCAAAGUCACUCGGAAGAGAUGGUAAACGCAAAACUGCAACCGGUGCUUUAAACAGACAUUAAGAGUAAUAUAAUUUAAAUUACAAAAAAAAAAAAAAAAAAAAACCAACAAAAAAACACAAAACAAAAGAGGAAGAAAAAGAGAAAAAAUCCAUUUUGUUUCAACUAUUUUUGUUAAAAACUCUUGGGUCACAACACUGUCAUUUCUGGCUUCAGGUUAGUCCUUUGGUGUGAUGUGCUUGGACUGGCCUUUGUCAAAAAGAUACGCUUUUCCGGAAGCUGUUCCCAUUCAUAUGCCAUAGUUCAUGCCUUAAACAAAAUAUGAAGAUGUACAGUAAGUAAUUUUAAAAUAUGUAUGCUUAGGCUUGUGUGAAGGGCAGAUUUUUAAAGCACUAGAAUUUUAUCAUGAUAUAAAUAUUGGAGAACCUGCAUUAUUUAAAAUCAAAAGACAACCAAACAUCUGACUGUAUUUCAGAGGAAUGAGAUCUACUGUACAUGCUUUAGCUUUGGGAAGCUGACUGUAUAUUCAGACUGAAAAGAAACUGCUAACUGGUUGAAUUUGAUACAAUUUUGGUAAAUGCACAUGAAUUGCUUGUCAGAAAGUUCAUAUUCUAAAUGACUGAUGCUGAGGUGCGAUCAUCACUUUUACCACUGGCUAGACAUGGUCUCACAGUGAAUCUCAUUUCCCCGUAACUGUUCAUACAAUUAGAAUUCCCUGAAGCUUUGCAACAGCGUUAAAAGCACAGAAAGAUUUCAUGGGAAGCUCUCUGGCUUCUCUCCAGAAGCUGGACAGUACUGUAAAUACAACUAUUUUCUGCCACACACACUGUUUACUUUACUGGCUCUGUUUUUUCCCCAUCUGCUUUUCCUAUCUAAAUUUAUAUUUGAGAGUAUGGCAGAGGCUCCCAUGCGUUGUAGCUAACAACUACUACUUGUGUUGCCAAAAUAGCUUUUGUGCAAAAUUAUAUUUUACAGUUUUUCAUAAAGUGAUUCUAUAUUUUUUGAUUAAGAACCAAGUCUCUUAUGUGUUGCUAAGCCUCAGUUAAUAUAUGUGGGAGAAGGCUUGGCACUUUCUAUUUGAAAAUCUCUGAAACGUUAAACAGUAGGAGGGCAGAUUUUAAUAAAAGGAAAAAAAGUAAUUUUAUUAGGUAAAAACUGCAUUCCAUAUGGUAUGAUCUAGUCUUCCAUUUAUGCGUGUAUUAUACAUCCAGGCACUGAUGAUAGGUUAGGUGUCAUGCAUAUGCACUGUAUCUCUUUCUACAUGUACACAGCGUACAUAGUGCACUUGAAUUUUUCUAUUUAAGAUUGAUUCUAGUACUGAGACCUAAAAAAAAUUAUUAGAUAGGUAUGUGAUCCUGCCAGCAGAGCUGCUCGAACAGUUCUCAGUAGAUUAUGCUGCUUCUUUUUGCAGAGUCAGGUCCCUACAGAACUGAGAUUACUUUGAUUAUUUAAUAUGCAUUUAGUUCUCCUCCUUGUUAGUAUGGCAAAGCAACUGGCAGAGCAACUAGCUACUAAUGAAUUCCAAUUUCUUCACACAGUUCUAUUAUCAGGAAGAACUAUGAAAACCUAAAGAAAAUAUUAAGUAGACUUUAUAAGAAUUGUGAAUGCUCAUGAAUUGCUUAUGAAUAUUUGGUGUAAGAAAACCUGUGUGCAGAUUAACAGGAUUUCUUCCAAAGAAAAUUUUGAAUUAUUCAAAGAACGAUAUCUUUUUUUUUCCUCGUUGAACCUAGUCUGAUUUUUUUUUUUUUCAGUUCUGCAAUUGUUAUUAUAAAAAAAUGAAAAUAUAUAAAAAGUUUGGGGUUUUUUAAUCAUAUUUGGUUAACUUCAUCCUACUUGCUUUAAUGACACUACACCAUUAAUCAAAUUGGCACAUUGUGUGCAAAAUAGCAAUUAAUUAUUCUGUGUCACUUUCCUUAAAAAACGUUAUUAAACAUUUGCCCACAUCAUGCUCCAGUCUAUGUGUGCAGUUCACCGUGAUAUUAGAAAGCAUUAUGUGUGUAUAACUGCAAGUACAUUUCAGGGAUAGAAACUGCAUGUCCUCAAAUUUUUUUAAAAGUUGUUUUUUAAUUUAAAUACAGAAAUAAGGUCUUUAGUUUUACAGUGUUCUGCUAGUGUUUUUUGAACGCCAGUAUUUGCAAUGCAAACUGAAACUUGGUGUACACUAAAGAUGCUACCACUGAUUUAAUUAUUUUUUACAAUUGUUUAUUUGACACUCAUUGAAAGAAAAAUAACAUUAACAUUUUUAGAAUAAAAAAAAAUCUGUGAUAUGCUAAAUCUUUCUAUUGAAGGCACUUUUUAAGCAAGUAGAGGAGACACAAAACAAUGCAUCACAAAAUAUUUGCAGUCUUUAUCAGAAAUUAAAAAGUGCUAGCAGAUGUACCAUAAAGCAAUUUCUUAUAGUGCAGAAUUCUAUGGAUUCUGUGCAAAAUCUUUUAUUAAAUUUUUCCUGUAACCUUGGGGGACAUCAUGACAUAUUUUGUGCUGUUUCUAAAGAGAAUGGGUUAACAGAGGAUAGGUCUGGGGGCUUCUAUCCAAAUUAUAAUUUUUAGACAACCCAUGAAAUUUCACCAGAGCUGAGUUGCGGGGGAUAGUGGGCUUUCCACAUCCCCUGCCAGUGUUGCAGGGAGAACGCGCUGUUGGCUCCUUUGCAGCCUGGCACCCAUUGUAAGUGCCUCCUGCUUUUCAGCAGGGCUGCUGCUCGGUCGUCCCUUCCCAGAACAUGGGAUUUUUCCGCCCCAGGUGCAGACCUUCGCACUUCUAUUGAACCGCAUGAAGUGUCUUCUGGCCCAGUCCUCAAGCCGAGCAAUGUCCUUCUGACUGAAGCUCUGCCAUUUGUCGUGCCAUCUCAUCCUCCUAAUUUCAUGUCAACUGCGAACCUUGUUAGCGUGUAGUCUAUGUCCUUGCCCAGGUCACUGGUGAGAUGUUGAUUGACACGGGCCACAAAAUUGACACCUGCAGGGCUGUCCUCGUUGCUGUCUGCCAGCAGGGCACAAGCCAUUUAUCAAUGCCUUUCAAGGCUGGAGAUUUGGGCAGUUUUCAGCUCACCUCACUCCAUUCAUCCAGGCAGUAUUUCCUUUUGAAAGGCAUGAAAAAUACUUAUCAGCUCAGUAGAUUUAAUUGCUAUAGGUUUGGUAUGUGAUGAAAAUUAGUGCAACUCAUUUGACAUUUAAAACCUGUUAGACAAUUUAAGAAGUUCUAACUUUUACUACAAAGAUGUAUCCUUUGCUUUUUCCUGUGUUUUCUCAAAACACCUAUUUCUGUAUAAAAUACACAACGCAUAUGCUUUAGUUUCACAAUAGUGAACUGUACUUUCAAUUAAUAUUUCAAAAGUGUACCUUAAUUUGUUCCCUGUUCUGGUACUGCAGAUAUGAUAGGUUAAUAAUAGCCAUUUUCAUCAAAUGUAAUGUCUUAUAAAGACUUAAAUAGCUUCAUUCCUAUUUUAGAUCUGUAUGAACAAGCUGGUAGAUUUUUCAGCAUAUUAGAAAUUGUUAUCUCACUGGGAGAUACAAUUUGAAUAUGAGUUGAUUUUCGUACAGUAUCACUGUGAUUAAAAAGUCAUCUGGACAUUCAUUCUAAUUUUAGACACAUGUAAGUUGCAUGAAAUAAACUUUUUUUGUAUUUGGCUUUAAAAGUGAACUCUUUUCAUCUUACAAAUAAUGUUACCCUUUAUUUUUUUCUCAUUUUGAACUUCUGACUCUGAAUGAGCUUGUAAGGCAUUUGUGGGUUGUAUUUGAAUAGCACAUGCUAGGCAUAUGUCGAGUAUUGCAGUACGUAUACAUGACACAGUUUUGAAAGAUAUUGCCCUUAAUUUCCCUACUGAACACUGUUAGAGCUUUAUGGAAACAAAUUACACAAACCUUAAGACACACUAGGAGCCAGUGCUGGUCCUGCCCUCAUGGGCACCUAGUGAGGACCUUGCAUCUGGGCCAUGCCCUCUGAUUCCCAUGGAGGUAACAUGGGAUUUUCUCACCCUUGAACCAGGCAGAGUGGAGCCCAGUGCAAUGCAGUCUUGCUCAUAGAGUUUCUCUCAAAAUAUCUGAAUUUUUAGAAAUACCCUGGAAGGGUGGGGAGGUUCAUUUGCACUUGCACAUAACCAAGAGGGCUGAAUAUGCCAAUUCUCUGUGACUUUUGCAAAACUUGCUUUCACUAGCAAAGCUCUGUUAGUAUAGGGAAGGUUUGUGUGGUCUCCUUGUUUUAUAGGAUUUUGAAUAUUGUCUGGUGCAGAGAUAAACACUAGCUGUUUAACAUGCCGUUGGCUGCAGUCGUAAUCUGAGGAAUAGCUCUUAUUUUAGGUGUCAUUACUAAUACUGGAGCUGCAUAAUGAAAAUAAAGGAGAGUUUUCAGAUUAAAUCCACCUGAAAGGAAAGAGUAUUUGUAUUCAUAUGCUAAAAUGACAGGAGGGGUUAAGUUAGAGAGUUUGGCCCAGCGGGGGGAAAAAGAUUAAUGACAGAUGUCAUGUUUAAGAAACACUGGAAUGGCCUCACCGGUCACCCUGUGUUAUACACAGACCUGGGAGAAAACUUAACAAAGUUUACCGUGUCAUAACCACUUACUCUAGCAGCUACUGGGGCUGAAAAUACUAUCUUGGGUUUUCUUCCUGUCUGUCAUUAAGUAACAGUCAUCAAAAUUGUAUAAAACUUGAACUUCCUGUUUAGAACAUAUAUUGAUAAAAGUCAGAGUAGGUAGGGAUACAGCGGCAGCUAAGUAUUUUGUUCAUGUGCUCAAAGUUGCGAAGGUAUAUUUAGUAUAAAAAGUAGUAUAAUUUUCUACUUUACCAUCCCUGGUUACUUUUAUUAUCAUUCUGGUAUCACUCAGAAGUAGUUUCAUGGAGAAAGGUCUUUUGUUUUUUUAUUCUUUUUGUUUUUAACAGAAGAAUCUGGACUAAGUGUGUUAAUAAAGUUUAAUUAUUCCUGGGGAGGAUAUCUCCCUGGGCUCUGUUAGAACAGUGAAUGGCAGCUGCAAGAAUGUUGCAAAUCUCAGUAAGCUCAUGGAAAUGGCUUAUUUACAGCAAUUUGUUUUAUUUUUGUAUUAUAUAUUGUAAGGAAUCUACUUACAAAAGCAAAUACAUUAUUCGCUCUUUAAACUAGGGAAUGUAAAACACCUUCAUUCAUUAGCUUUAGUGUAAGCUAUGUCUUUCUUCCACUAAACUGAAAAGCCUCUUUAUGAAAUGAUUUUUAUAUGGUAUCUUGCAGGUUUAAAAAGUGAUAGUGAUGUACUUGUAGGUGUUUUAUAUACCUCUCUCCUCCUUUGUCAAGUAUUGUGGUAUUACAAACCCAUCAUAUCUUUAUUUUUUUUUUCCCUGCCUUGCAAUCUUUGACAAACCUCAGAAAAGAAAAGGGAGGGAGAGACUGCAGUGUAGAACAGUGAAACUAGUCACAGCAGCUCUGUCACUGGCACAGCUGUAACAAAAUAGAAAGUUUUCUAACUUUUAUGAAUUCAAAUGUCAACAGAGCUGCUGAAUCCAUUUCAGGCAGGUUACCUUAAUACUAUUUUUCUUUCCACUGAUCCAUGACAGCAUGAAAAAAGGGAAUAUUGAUGACAUCUGCUCAGAAUUAAUUCUGAAGGUGAAAGGAAGUUUUUAUUCCUUUUAUAAAUAAAAGUGACUGUAGCCAGCAUUUGGCUGAAGGUGUAUUGGUAAUGUGGACUAAGAGAGUUACAUAUUUUAUAAUUAAGAAAACAAUAAAGUUGGAAUAUAUAAUCAGCAGUGUGUAAUAUAUUCUGCCUUGACCUAUGAAUAAUUCAUUGAAGUAUGGUAAAGCUACUUCUUCGUACUCCUGGAGCAAUGACAGAUGUUGUCUCCUAUGAAACACUAGAACAUGUUUCCAUAUUGACUGCUACUUUUAAUGGUCUGCAUUAAUGAAAGAGGGCUAUCUUAUGCUAAUGUAUAGUGUUGCUGGCCCAGAAUAUUAGGGGUGCAAAAAUGGAAGAGGUGAGGAGAUUCCUUCAAAAAGUCAGAAGUGGGUAACUUAUCUUUUACACCCUGAGCGUCAAAAUGAUGUAAGUACUAUACAAGAGCAGCACACGCAGCGAUAAUAUUCAACCAGAACUAUUCGUCUUCACUGAGGUACUCGCUUCUUGUGCCAGUCAGUGUAGCCACACAUGCAACGUCUUUUUUCUGAAGUUGCAUUACCAUUUAUGAUUGCACUUGUGGCCCAGCAGUUGAUCUGUCAGGUCCACUGAGGACAAUCGGUGUAAGAGUCAGGAUUGCAAACUCAAAUUUCUUUUCUAGUAGUCCUGUGCUGAAUGCUCCCUCUCUUCCUUUGUUAAAUUCACCUGAACAAGGAAUAUUACAGUACCAUUAACAAAAUGAAUAUAAGUUUAAUCCUCAGUAUUUUCCAGCCAAAGGAAAAUUCAGGAUAGCUUAUUCAACUGUAUUGAAGAAAUACAGAUGAGAUCUUAAAUUAUCUUUGUAUUUGCUUAAUAUUUUAUAACAUAUUUUGAGAUUGGAUCGCCAACAAUAAAAUUAUACAUAAAUAUAUUAAACUUGCGUUGUCACCUAUCUUGAAGUCAACAUUGAAAAUUAUCAUUCCAAUCUGAGGUUAGAAAUUAGGUCUAUUUAGUUCUUGAAGUAAGUGUUACUUAUUGGAGAGGACUUUGCUGCUCCAGACCUCCCAGCAGGUUAGUGCAGAGGAAAAAACAUUUGCUGUAAACUUUAGCAUGAUUUGUUAAUGAUACUAAAGUAUUCUUUCGUGGUUGAAAUAUAGUGUAGAAAAUUCAGAUCACAAUAAAUUAUAUUUUCAGCUGAGUCUCAAACAAGACCUGACAAUGAGCUGAGAAAUAAAGGCUGAUGAGUGUAUUCUGGUAUGUAGGCAUAAAAGCAAAGAUGGCGACUUCUACCUUAGUUAGGCUUUCGCUCUACUUAACAAAAGCACUGUUCUUGUUCCUUUAUAAUUAUUUCUAAACUAAUUAUUUUCAAACAUUCAUUCCUCACUAAGAAUUAAUUACAUGUGAAGUUUCAGUUUUAAAAAUUAAACAGUGUUUGGAACUCCACAGACAUGAAGAGUGGUGCUUCUGUCUUGCACCUAGUGCUCAGACCUUGCUAAAUCUCCAGCUUUCAGAGCGGGGUGGACCUAUAAUGCUUACUCACUAAAAUUUAAUCCUUGGACCAAAAAGAAAUAUCAGUGGGCUUUUCUGGAUGGAUGGGGUUCUACUUUGUAUAUUGAUUUCUGUCUAUGUUAUUUACUAUAAAAUAAGUAAGAAAUCAAGCUGCUAGCAUCUGAUGUCUGAAAUCUUUUCCUUCACCAAAAUGCAUAACAAACUUCUUGUUCUUUAUCUGUUACUGCUAGAUUGUCUGAAGUGGAUACUUCAGCAUGUAAAAAGCCAUCACAAAAUUAAACUACUGUGGUAUGCAGAGAGAUCAUUAUCAUAGUUCUAUAUUAGGAUAUUAGGUAUAUUUUCUUUGUUGUAACCAUUAGCAAGACUCUUCUUUGGGUCUUUUUCUGCUUUCCUUUGUAUAAUUAACUGUUUGGUGAAUUAUGAUUUCUCAGUAUUUCAACAGCAAAGAAUUCUGUAUUUUCUCUCAUUUUUUGCACAAAGUUAAUAUGAAUUGACAAUAAUGUCACACUUUUUUGGUGAAAUUAGAUCCCAUACGCACAUGUAUGAAAUGUAGUAAAUUUUAGUAUUUAUACCUUGCUCAGACUCUGAGAAUGCCAUUAGAAGAGUAAGGUCUAGAUUAGUUGUUAAUUUUACAUUGCCUUACUGAGCUUCUUUGCUUUUAACAGCCUUUAAUUUCAGAUGGGAAACAGUCCUGCACCAGUUCUUUAGCAGGCCAAAAUGUCAAAACCUAAAUAGCUAAAAGAGCAUUCUUUACUGAUUGCCCAUAUCCCUGUGCUCAUUCUACAAAAAAUCCCAAAUCUGUUGAUUUCUUACACAUCUCUUUGUGUAGCAUACUUGUAAAAGGAGGUUCUCAGAGUUUUCCACUGUGAUUAUGCUAUUAUGUCAGCUAGAAAGGUAUACAGAAGCUCGCUUUGCAUAUUUUAAGAUGAAUUUUAAAGUCAAAUAGUUGCUUUCUAGAUGCCUGGCAUAUAAAGCCAGUGCUGCUUUUGAGUACCAGGUAGACGGUGUCUGUUUUACAGGGGAAUAACAGACUGCAGCUAGAAAGAUUCUGCGUUCCUAGAUGCAGGAGGCAAAAUUUUUUCUGUUGUUUGAAAGCAAUAGAAAACUGUUACUUAAGGGAAGGAAAGAAAAUAAGAAUCAUUUAUGUACACAGCUACCCAAAUGUUGCAGAAGGCAUUAUUUUUGAGCACUGUAAUAUUAAACUUGACCUGCAGCACCCUUAAUUUUAUGCUCAGAAGUUCACUGUGGGCUUCCAUAAAGAAAUGAAGAAGAAAAGGAUACUGGAAAAAAAAGUCAGUACCAUAAUUUCUAAAUAACUCAAUAUAAAAUUGAUUUGCAAAUAUUUGUUUUGAAAACCAUAUAAGCUACUUAAAGUAUCACAAUUUUUAAAAGCCCAAGUUUAGUCCUUCAUAGUACAUUCAGUAAUUUAACAUUUAAAAAAGUAAUCUUGAUUGCUUUCCUGCAAAUGCAUUUAUUUGUGCUUGACUGUUCACAAGUUUGGUAUAUCUUUCAGGCUGAUUCUUCUUUACAUCUUAUUAAUUCUGACUCCAAGUACUGGCUCUAAUUGUCCCUGUAAAAACACUUCUAUUGCUUACUGUUACUAAACAUCAACAGCUGAGGAAUAACGUAGCUAGGAUAUUAUUUGUAUAUUCCAAAUCUAUAGACUUUUAUUUCACGUGCAAGAGUUAAUCAGCAAUGCACAUGUCAGAUUUGUUUUCUGCUUCAUCUGCUUGGACUCUGAUCUUGCACAGGCAUCAGUAUGUACUUAGCAUAAACAUUGCAAACAGUCUGAUUGGAUUAAGUUUAAAAGAUGUAGAUACUAAAGUUCAAAUAAAAAGGCUCAACAGCGACAUUCGUAAGAAAUCAAAACAAUGUACCUGGUUACACCAGGCUUUACAGUACUUGAUUUUUAAUUCCUAUAUGCUUAAACAAAUGAGCACCUACGCAGAUGAGGCUGCGCUGCUGUUGGUACUCCAUCGAACUCAGUGAGCUUCCGGGUGAGUGGAUGAUCUAGCUGCCCAAAUCUAUUUCAACUGUAGGCCUAACAUACAGUGAAGCCUAGGUAUUCAACUGGGUACACUUAAGCUUGAUUUUGAACAUGUGCACUGUCUUGUGGAAGAUAAAUGUGUGAAAUACAGCUGGUUUGGCUGCUUGCCAGUCAGAGCAAUGUAUUUGACUUUCCUUUGACUCUCUUGCAUUUUGGGACCUUAUUCUGGGGCUUGUAGUAUUUAAAACCCAGUUAACUUCAUGUCUCUGCAAAGCUCAAUUAUGUAUGACAUUUGGAAGAAAGAACAGGAGAUUAAAUCAAUGACAAUUCAUCAUAUUAUGUCUCACUUUGGCAAGCUUAAUUGUAAGAAUAUUUGCAAUUCCUACCCCUGUUUCCCUGUACUUUCCCCAGGAUGGUGCAGCCCAGAGUGAGAGUUGCUAGUACUGUAUGCCAAUCAAAAAAGGAGACUAAUCUUUCUGAUUUGCGAAGAAGGGGGUGGCAAACUAAGAGCAUGCUCCUAAUCUCAGCCUAGAAAAGCAUGAAUGUGAGAAAGUGUGUCCCGUCACUCCUUCUAGGCUUUAGCACAUAAAUAGAAUUGCUUUUUUUGGUAUAUCAAGUUCUCUGGCUACUUUAGAGAUUGAACCUAGCCAGGAAGGAGCAGUAAAAAAACAGAUUUAAGUUCCCACAUAAUGCAGCUGCAACACUUAUUCUGUGUCUUUGCACUUGUGAGUUGGUUUUGAACAUACUGUUGUAGUAAUCCAGAAUGCAGAGGCCUCACACUGACUACCUCUCAUGCAAUAAAACCCAAGCUCAUACAGUAGUUAAUGUUGAUUGCAGUUGAGUGUCUUUUGGCCACGUGAUUCAGGGAGGUGGUAGUGGGGGGAAUAGUAAACAAAUUAAUUUAAUGAAGACUUUAUUCCAGUGAUGUAUGUGGUAUACACAAUACCCAUAAUACCAACUCCAACUGAGGGAGGUCCUACAGCUUCUGGUAGGAAAUAAAGGUGACCCUGGCUAUGCUGUAGUUUAUGUUGUACUCUAAAAUGUAACAAAAGAUGGCAUCUGUUUCCUUCGGGCUGAGCCGGAUUUAUCGGGAUAUUGUGUCCAAAAACCACACACACACUAUUCUAGUUUUUGAGGAAACGUGAUGCUCUUUUACCUGUUGCAAUGUAAUUGGAUAAUGCAUGUACAAAUGACUUGUUUAGCCUGCCAAUGAAUGUUGCUAAUGCCUUACCAAAAAAAAAAAAAAGCAUAUUUUUUGUAUUUUUUUCCUCAGAGGCAAAUCCAAACAAUGCUAGAUUUGGGAAACUGUUUACUGAAAAGCAUUUUCUAAUAGAUCUCUGAUGAAGUGCAAUUGUAUAAUUAUUAUUGUUCAGUGCAUACAGUACAUUGUCUCCAUCACUCUGUACACUGCUGCUAUUAGUGCUUGUUCUAAUAAAUCUCAAUGUACACUGUUUAAA